This is a messenger RNA of Teleopsis dalmanni, 453 nucleotides long. RefSeq lists its product as uncharacterized. The record is from RefSeq and is a predicted model, not a curated record. The transcript has a single exon. Lineage: Eukaryota; Metazoa; Arthropoda; Insecta; Diptera; Diopsidae. The coding region runs from base 1 to 453 and encodes 150 amino acids.
AUGGAAUUAGAUGAAGUAUCAAAAAGCAUUAUGGUCGUCAACACGCCUUUGGGCCUUUUCCAAUAUCAACGUCUACCGUAUGGAAUAGCUAGCGCACCAGCUAUUUUUCAACGAUACUUGAAACAACUUAUAUGCGGUAUUCCAGAAUGUGGAAACUACCUAGAUGACAUAACAAUUUCAGCACCAACGAGUGAAAAAAACAUCAAGCGCACAGAACAAAUUUUGGGUAUACUGCAACAAAAUGGCAUCAAGUGCAAGAAAGAAAAAUGUUUCUUUUUAAAAGACGAAAUUGAACAUUUGGGUACGAGAGUUAGUGCAAAUGGUAUACUUCCUGAUAAUUCCGGGCUAGUAGCUGUGAAAGAAUCAAAGCCGCCUGUUAAUCUAACACAGUUAGAAGCAUUUAUGGGAAAGUCAACUACUACUGCAAUUUUAUCCCGAACUACUCACAGCUAG